AUGGCACCUCGAGUGCUUCUCUUUGCCGGAGCACCUCCCGCAUCAUCUCUAAAUGCUGAGUCCUGUACGAUAAACGACCUCGAUGAUGGAUUCGCCGAGUUUCUGGGGCUCAUCCCCCGUAGACGGAUACAGACACGAGUCACGCCAUCAUCAACGUCGCAGAUUGCCUGGCGCUCUCUGCCCCUGACGAGACAGCCGCUGCAUACGGGGUUUAGCCAGAGGCAUGAUAUCAGUAUCGGCGAGCAUGCGUUGGCAAGCCAGUCUGAUUUCUUCACCACGGCUGAUGUUUCUUUUAACGGAGUGGCAGAGUCCUUUGGUGGAACCGAUCCAGAAGAUGUGUUGUCACAAUUCUACGAUCAUUCUUUGGCCGUGCACAAUUCGAUUCCUUCAUCACAACUCGACAGUUUCGAAGAAACCUCUUUCAUGACUGUAUCUUCUACAGGGAAACCCACAAUAAUAGCGCCUGUCCCAUCUCAUCUCUCAGACCUAGAAGAUGUCCCACCCGCCCCCAGGAUCCUAGCUCUCAACCCCCAAACUGUCACCCUCAAUCUGAUAGUGGGUAUCAUAUCCAUCGCACAACCCCGGAGUGUCACAACCCGCUGGGGUCGGACCCUAUCUCUGGUUGAAAUUCUCGUCGGCGAUGAUACAAAGUCUGGAUUCGCCGUGACAUUCUGGCUCGAUCGCGAGAACGCGGCCACGGCGGAGAUUAGCAGUCUGCGACGACAGGACGUGGUCUUGAUGCAGAAUGUCGCUCUUCACGUUUUCAGGGGCAAAGUGUACGGUCAGAGUCUUCGCAAAGGCAUGACCAAGGUGACUCUCUUAUGGAGAAGGGAAGGAUCUGGACUUUACACAACUCGCGAUCUGGCUAAACGGGGUCAAGUACAUCCGCAACUGGCCAAGACAAAGCAGGUCAAGGACUGGGUUCUCAAGUUUGUGGGAGCCCACGUCGGAGUGAGAACCAGAGCCAGAACAGCACGAGUUUCAUGGGACAAACCACCAGACGACACGCAGUAA
Messenger RNA from Fusarium vanettenii 77-13-4, 1014 nucleotides. RefSeq lists its product as uncharacterized. The record is from RefSeq and is a predicted model, not a curated record. The transcript has a single exon. Lineage: Eukaryota; Fungi; Ascomycota; Sordariomycetes; Hypocreales; Nectriaceae. Bases 1 to 1014 code for a protein of 337 amino acids.